Necator americanus (New World hookworm) is the source of this 3771-nucleotide messenger RNA. RefSeq lists its product as uncharacterized. The record is from RefSeq and is a predicted model, not a curated record. The transcript has 32 exons. Gene Ontology annotation, cellular component: membrane. The coding region runs from base 1 to 3771 and encodes 1256 amino acids. Gene Ontology annotation, biological process: transmembrane transport. NCBI's taxonomy places the organism in Eukaryota, Metazoa, Nematoda, Chromadorea, Rhabditida, Ancylostomatidae. Gene Ontology annotation, molecular function: ATP hydrolysis activity; ABC-type transporter activity; ATP binding.
AUGGGAAAGUCUAAAGGAGAUAGUUAUAACUCAAAAUCAUUCCUUGAAAAGUUUAUGGAUGUGCUGUUAUGCAGAGGUGAUCUAUCAGAGGAAAAUUUGGAAAAAGAGCCAGUGUCUGUCACAGAGCUAUUCAGAUAUGCAUCAAAAAAUGACCUUCGCCGAAUGGCAGCUGGAUUUGCAUUGGCUGUGCUUGUUGGUAUAAUUUUCCCUGUGACUUGCAUCUUUGGAGGAUUAUAUGCGAAUAUAUAUUUAAGGGACACGAAUCACUUUGAAAAUGAGAGUCUAUGGAGACAGGCUAUGUAUUUAUGCGCUGGAUAUUUAGCUACUGGUUGUUUGUUGUUCGUAUUAUGUUAUAUGCAGCACUAUUUCCUCUCUCUCGCAAGUCGAAGUAUCGUAGAGCGAAUACGGAGAGAAUUCAUUAGUGCUGUUCUCAGACAAAGUGCUACAUGGCAAGACAAGAACAGUGCUGGUUCAAUUACCACACAAUUAAAUGAGAAUAUUGCUCAGAUUGAAGACGGCAUUGGUGAUAAGAUGGGAAUGCUUGCGAGAGGAGUGUCCAUGUUUCUGGCAAGUGCUGCUUACGCUUUCGCUUUCAGUUGGAGGAUCACACUAAUAUGCGUUGGAGUUGGCCCUGUUAGCGCCAUCACAAUGGCCGUCAUGUCAAAGCUGUCCGCUUCCUCAAUGCAAGGAAUGAUGUCUGCUUCUGGUUCAGCAGGGGCGAUUGCGGAAGAGGCGGUUAUGAACGUUAAAACAGUAGCAGCAUGUAAUGGACAGGAGCAUAUGGUGAAAAAAUACUCGGAAAAUCUUAAGAAAGGAAUCCGUUUUGCUAUAAAGUACAGCUUUAUUAACGGAUUUUUCGAAGGUUUCAUGUUCUUCCAACUCUACGUCUUCUUUGCGGCGGCAUUUUUAUAUGGUAUUCCAAGCUAUUACUAUGGAAUUACUCCAGAACCUGGCACAAUUUUCAUUACAGCAUCAGCUAUAUUACUAGGUUCUUAUUUCUUCGGACUGCUUGGCCCUCAUAUGAUGGCUAUUAUGAAGGCUAGGAUUGCGGCUGCCAUUAUCUACGAGACUAUUGAUCUGGCACAACAAAAUGGUGAAGCGGAUGGAGAACGACUGACAUCAUGUGAGGGACGGCUCGAGUUCAAAGACGUUUAUUUCAAGUAUCCCUCAAGGGAAACCCCAAUUCUUCAAGGUCUCAGCUGGUAUGCGGAGCCUGGCGAAACCAUUGCUUUCGUCGGAAAAAGUGGUUGUGGAAAGAGCACAAGCAUUGGUCUUAUUACACGUCUGUACGACUGCUGUGAAGGAAAAAUGACAAUAGAUGGACGCGAUAUUCGAUCCAUUAAACAAACUGAUCUGAGAAAGAUGAUCGGUAUCGUACAGCAAGAGCCUUGUCUUUUUAAUGGCACUAUUCGUGAAAAUAUUGUGCUUGGUAGAGGAAUCAGCGAUGAACAGGCAGAAGAGGCUGCACGUAUAGCUAAUGCUCAUGAUUUCAUCAUGAAACUAGAAAAGGGCUAUGAUACUGUAAUUGGAGAUGGCGGCAUCGCAUUGUCGGGAGGGCAGAAGCAGCGACUGGCUAUUGCGAGAGCUGUAGCAACCAAGCCAAAGAUUCUUCUGCUCGACGAAGCUACCAGCGCUUUAGACUCAGAGAGCGAGAAAAUAGUCCAGCUGGCCCUGAAUCGUGCAUCUCUCGGCAGGACAACUAUAGUGAUUGCACACCGUCUUAGUACAUUGAAGGAUGUUCAGAGAAUUUAUGCGAUUGAGGAUGGUAAAGUUGUUGAGACAGGUACCCAUUUCGAGCUUCUGGAAAAGAAAGGCCUUUAUAGUAAAUUAGCGAAGGCGCAAGAGGUUGGAGCUGAUCUAGGUAAAAAGAAAAGGAAAACUUCGGAAAGCAUUGACCCUCAUAUACACAAUUCCAUGCCUCUUCUGCGACAGGAUCUUAGAGGAAGCGGUGUUACCCGAAGAUCAGUUUCUUCAAUUGUUUCACAACCAGUUCAUUUCCUCAAAACGGAACAAGAUGUGAAGCAGCCCACCCGAGGAGGAGGAAUUUUUCGUGUGUAUCUAUCAAGUUUGCGUUCUAGCCCUGCAUUCUGGGCAUGUUUUAUUGGAAGUAUUUUGAGAGGUCUGGAAUUACCGUUCUGUGCCUAUUUUAAUGGAUUCACUUAUCGCGCACUCAACCAAACAAUUGAUACAUUCGUUCCUUUCAUGUGGUUGGCUAUCGGUUUAUUUCUGUUUUUGGCUAUCUAUUCUUGGGUGUUUCUUACGAUUUCCAUAGGUUUCGGUGGUUGGUCCAGCGAAAGUUUCAGCACAAACAUGAAGGUGGGAGUUUUGAGGAGUCUGCUGAGCCAAAAUGCAGAGUUUUUCGACCGACCUCAAUACAGCAAUGCUGCUUGUGUUACAGAGCUAGCUUCCAAACCUGCUGAUGUCCAAGCGUGUCUUGACUAUCGCUUCAUGCUAAUGGUGAACAACUUAUGUGCAGUCGGUAUUUGUAUAGCUGUGUCGGUAGUGGUUUGCUGGCCAAGUGGAGUGGCUAUGACAAUUUUAAUAACUCUAUUUACGUCGAGUAUGUGGUUCACCAGCAAGAGAACUUCUUCUAACAUGGAAAAGAAGUCAGAACUGGACAAGACGCCCGAACUUUCUAUAGAAAUCUUCGAACAAACAAGAACCAUCCAAUUACUAGCAGUUGAGUCUUAUUUCAUGAAAAAAUUUGAAAUGUUUCAAGAAGCAGUCAAGGAAGCAGAGCAUAAGAUUGCAGUUUAUCAGGGCGUACAGUUUGCACUUACUCAGUCUUAUAUAUACUUUUCUGAUAUGGUUACAUAUGCGACUGGAGCUACGCUGAUCUUUCACGGAUAUGUCAAAGCUGUGGAUACAGUUGUGUCGGCAACAAGCGCAAAUUUUGCAGGAUGGGCUGUUAUUUUUGCCUCAUCAACAUUUGGAGACUUUGUUCGAUCUCAUUUUGCUGCUCAAGUAUUAUACGGUCUUAUAGACAUUUGUAAAAAUGUCAAGGGAGGAAACACACCCAAAAUUGAAGGAUCAGUGAAAGUAGAGAAAAUUAACUUCAGUUAUCCAUCGCGACCGGAUAUUAAGGUCGCCCGUAAUCUCAACCUGGUCGCUCGAAGUGGUCAAGCGAUAGCUCUUGUGGGUGCUUCAGGCUGCGGAAAGAGUACCGUAAUUCAGCUUCUGGAAAGAUUCUAUGAACCUGAUACUGGUAAUAUUAAAAUUGACAACAACGAAUUAGACAAAAUGUGUAGAGUCCAUCUUCGAAAGAAUAUUGCUUUAGUAGGUCAAGAGCCGGUUCUCUUCAAAGGAUCGAUUUACGAAAAUAUCACGCUUGGAGUGGACAACAUUAGUUUGGAUGAUGUUCGGGAAGUGUGCAAGCAGGCCAAUGCCUCCAACUUUAUUGAAGCGUUUCCGGAAGGUUACGAAACUGAUGUAGGAGAAAAGGGCGGAAAUCUCUCAGGAGGCCAGAAACAACGAAUUGCAAUAGCUAGGGCGUUAAUUCGCAAUCCCAGGAUCAUAUUACUCGAUGAAGCUACGAGUGCCCUUGAUACUGAAAGUGAAAAGGUGGUUCAAGCAGCAUUAAACGAAGCAAGUCAUGGUAGGACUUCGAUAACAAUAGCCCAUCGGUUGAGCACAGUCAGGGACGCAGACAGAAUAUACUACAUUGAAAAUGGCUCAGUUGUGGAGUAUGGUACUCAUGAAGAACUAAUUGAAGCUGAAGGGAAAUAUGCUUCAUUGGUGAAGGCACAACAACUAGCCAGAGCCGAGGAAUGA